Messenger RNA from Aureobasidium melanogenum CBS 110374, 1461 nucleotides. RefSeq names its product cyclophilin-like protein. The record is from RefSeq and is a predicted model, not a curated record. The transcript has a single exon. The annotation marks the transcript as partial. Gene Ontology annotation, biological process: protein peptidyl-prolyl isomerization; protein folding. Gene Ontology annotation, cellular component: catalytic step 2 spliceosome. NCBI's taxonomy places the organism in Eukaryota, Fungi, Ascomycota, Dothideomycetes, Dothideales, Saccotheciaceae. Gene Ontology annotation, molecular function: peptidyl-prolyl cis-trans isomerase activity.
UCGACCCUAUACAAUCUCGAGCCACCGCCGACGGCCAAGGUCCUGCUCAAUACCACGUCCGGUGAUCUCGUCGUCGAAAUCUUCGCCAAACAAGUUCCUCUCGCAUCUCGCAACUUUCUUCAACACUGUCUGAACGGCUACUACGAUGGCACAAUCUUCCACCGCCUGGUCCCAGGCUUCAUCAUCCAGGGUGGCGACCCUACUGGAACUGGGUCCGGUGGUGUGAGCGCCAUCAAUGAUGGAGCUCCUUUCGCCGACGAAUUCCACUCGCGACUCAAGUUCAACCGCCGUGGUCUGCUGGGCAUGGCAAACUCUGGAGACAAGAAUGACAACACUUCUCAGUUCUUCUUUACUUUGGACAAGACUCCCGAGCUGCAGGACAAGAAUACCAUGUUUGGCCGUAUCGAAGGAGAUACCAUUUACAAUCUGAUGAAGAUGGCCGAGGCCGACCUGGCUGAAGAUGGCUCUGACAGGCCGCUAUACCCUACAAGAAUCGUCUCUACAGAAGUCCUUCUCAAUCCUUUCAGUGACAUGGUCAAGCAAGCCUCGAUUGCCACAUUCACACCACAAGAAACAAAGGCUCCCAAGAAGAAGCGCAAGGCCACAAAGACGCUAUUGAGUUUUGGAGGAGAAGAAGGAGAAGAACCUACCGCACCAGUAGUCAAGAAAGCAAAGGUCAAUCCAAACUUUACCGCUGCCGAACCGCAACAACCAGAAAUCCAAAACAACUCUGCCUUGCCAAAAGCUCCCCAACAACCAAAGCAAGAGAAGCCCGUUCGCAAACCAUCUCCUUCCAGAUCGCCCUCACCUCAUCCACCGGUACCAGCGACAAGUCAUGCAUCUGUACCUUUGAGUAAACCCGUACCAGCAAAAUCUCCUUCACCAUCACCUACACCUUCUCCGGAACGCCGCAAGCCCACUGCCCUCGAACGCACCAAUGCCGAGAUCGCACAACUAAAAGCUUCGAUGAAGCGUACGACAACAACCACUUCAGCACCGGAGAAGAAACUCUCUGCUCUCGAGAUGAUGAUUCCGGCCUCAGCAACGCGCGGCCGCAAACGAGGAAAAGCAAAAGAAGACGCUUCCUCACUCUCGACCUUCAACGCUUUCAAAAAGAGACUCGAAAAACUGCCCGCUGAGAAAAUAUCCACGACCACAACCACCACAACAACAAUACCAGACAACAAACAAGCAACAGAAUCAUCAGUGGACACAGAAGAAAAGCUAUGCGAUUUACACUUCAUUGCCAAUUGUCAGAGUUGCAGUAAUUGGCAUGAUGAGGCUGAAAAUGCAGAAGAGGAGGAUGACAAUGAUACUACUUGGAUGUCGCAUGCAUUGAGCUUCGCAAAAGACACAUUGGGCAAGGAUCUGGAAUGGAAGAGGAAAAUGGAGGAAUUUGAGGUUAUUGAUCCGAGAGAGAAGACGAGGGAGAUUGUGGGGGAUAAAGGGAAGAAAGCCAAA